AUGCCCACACUGCCUGAGGAAGAGGAGGACUCCCCCGAGGAUCAGGACAGUUCUUCUAGCUCUCCCAGUACGUGUGCACCUGCUGAGAGUGGCCCUGUCGUCAUGACUGGCCCCACCAUCAUCUACCCACAGAAGGCCUCCAUUGCCUUGCAAGAUGGCUGUCCUCGAGAGCAGGCCAGGCCACACAGUCCCAGAGCUCGUCUGGCCAGAAUCUCCUCUGCAGGAUCCAUCACCACAAUAGACAGCAAAGGUCACGUGAUUGACCUAUUAAAAGACAAGCUCCCGGAGAUACAGCUCUCUGAGGAGGAUCGUCAAAAAAAUCUGGAGCUGUUGGAUCAAGCCAAAAAGGUCAGCGACCGCUUCUUGAUGCGCCGGGGCCGACGUUCCACAAGCAGCCUUUCCGACUGUACCGCAGAAGAGACACACAGUCAACAGAUGAUCAGUCAGCAUCUGGACGUGGCCUCGGUGAGGGGCCAAAAGGAUGUGGAGGGCAGCAGACUAGCAGUGGAUUGGAAGCCCGCAGAGAAGAGGAAAGUGUCCUCUGGGACACUAACACCCCGUUUUGCCAUUCCAAAAGAGAACUGUGAACCCAAAAGUCCCCAAGGAACAAAUAAAAGUGACGAUGGAGGACGAAUUUCCAACCAGGCGCCGGCUACUGGGGUUGCCAAGCCCGUCCCUCGACCCCCGACGCAACAGGCCCCAUGCACUGCUGAAAUAAAAACAAUUGGUGCCUUUCCACCACUAAUGAGGGCUGUCUCCUGGGAUGCCAUCGGGGGCAUUAACUCUAGAAAUGGAGCAGAGGACACAAGCUCGGACAAAGCCCGGGAUGGUAUUUUAAAAACUUCGGGGCUCAAAGAAAUCCCUGCACCCAAACUGUCCAAAUUCAGAGAGGAGCACAAGCUGAUGCGUAACCAAACCACAGUCAAAUCCAAGUUACCAGACUUGAGUGAAGCUGCUGAACAGGAAAAAGGUGACUGUCUUUCACCUGCGUCAUCUCCAAACUCACCCCCGAGCAGCGAGGAGACUAAGUCGGACGCCAUGCCACACAUCUCCGACGUCAUGCUGCGAAAACUCAAACUUCAUCGUGGACUUCCCGGCUGUCCCCCUCCUCUCACUGAAAAAGAAGUUGAGAAUGCGUUUGUCCAGCUGUCACUGGCCUUUCGUAAUGAUAACUACACCCUGGAGACACGCCUCAAACAGGCAGAGAGAGAGAGGAACCUGACUGAGGAAGAUACACAAAAAGAACUUGAAGAAUUCAAAGGCGCGCUGAAGAUGACUGCCCCACAGUGGCAAAACCUAGAGCAGCGUGAGGCCUACCAGCGGCUCAUUGAGACGCUAGCAGUAUUGCAUCGGCUGGCCACUCGCCUCUCAAGCAGAUCCGAGAUAGUUGGAGCAGUUCGACAGGAAAAACGCAUGAGCAAAGCUACCGAGGUCAUGAUGCAAUAUGUUGAAAAUCUCAAGAGGACCUAUGAGAAAGAUCACGCUGAGUUGACAGAGUUUAAAAAGCUGGCUAAUCAGAACUCUAAUCGCUGUUACGGAGGUUCCGUAGAUACUGGCGAUGAUGGAGUCUCUCGAGCUUCAAGAUCCAUGUCGCUCACUCUCGGGAAGGCGCUCCCCAGACGCAGGGUGAGUGUUGCCGUGGUGCCUAAGUUUAACCUACUGAAUAUCCCAGGGCAGACUCCGCCAGCUGCCACCCCCACUGCGCCGUCACCUUCCACUCCUGGUGCUGCUCUUCCUGCCUUGAGUGAAGCGAGUGAUGUGAAAGGAAACUCCUCACCAGAGUCGACACAGCAAGCGACAACAGAGUGUGGAAAGAGCGUGUCGGAGCAGGAAGGCGAGUCAGCCAAACCCGCCAUCAACUUGGAGGAGAUCAGAGCGGAAAUCAGGGCAGAGCUCAAGGCAAAGAUUGAGGAAGAGGCAUACAAUAAAGGCUACCAAGAAGGACUGAAGCAAAACAAAGCAAACCAGGAGGAAAAGAAUGAAAAGGAGAAAGAAGCUGCAGACAAGUUGCUGGAAUCAAAAAUAAGGGAUGAAGAAAGUGGAAAGAAGAUCAAAGCAAACCGAAGGAUGGAGGAGGUCCUGAUCCUUCUUCGUCGCAUUUGCCCCAAGAUUUCAUGGAGCAAACGGCUUCUCUGGAUCACGUUGGUGGUUUUUCUGCUGAUGUGUCUGUUUAUCAGCAUUUUCACUUUCUUCACUGGCUACAACAGCAAGCGUGAUGACACAUGA
Nerophis lumbriciformis (worm pipefish) is the source of this 2226-nucleotide messenger RNA. The record is from RefSeq and is a predicted model, not a curated record. Lineage: Eukaryota; Metazoa; Chordata; Actinopteri; Syngnathiformes; Syngnathidae.